AUGUCACUGAGAAGAACAUCAUUAUGUGGACAUUCGGAAGGUCGACCGAGUCUUGCAUCCGUUAUUGAAUUCAAUCAGCCACCAUUAGUGGGCACCUACGAUUUAAAUCGAGUAUCAUUGGAAAUUAGUCGAGAAUUUCUCUUCUUACUUGCUGAGCUGAACUUUCAAGCUGAUGAUCGUUUUAAGUUCAGCGAUUUGCAUGAAAAAGCUCUUGAGAGUGCAAUAGAGACGCUGAAAGUUAAACAUCAACAACGAAUCAUUCGUUUAAAAACAACAAAGAACCAGGAUUGUAAUGUUUAUGUUGAAAUUAAAUUGAACUAUGUAUACCGACGAAAAACAGAUAUGGUUGAAAUUAGUGGCACUUUAAUAGAAAAGGAUACCACUCUUCCUCUCACAACGAUCAAUCGAAAAUCAACAAUACAGGUUGAACCAACGAGACGGCGAAAUCCGAUUCGAUUUAAACUGCUUCGCAAGUAUCUUUGUAUCCCUCAUCACCGAACGACCAUGAGUCCACCACCCUCUCCAUGA
Didymodactylos carnosus is the source of this 528-nucleotide messenger RNA. The record is from the annotation of a GenBank genome assembly. NCBI's taxonomy places the organism in Eukaryota, Metazoa, Rotifera, Eurotatoria, Philodinida, Philodinidae.